GAAUUGUUUCCAGCAACAGCAUGCUCCUCGCCGUUUCAGCCUUAAACGGCGCCUCUACUCCCUCCAGCAAGGCUCGCUGGAUGUCACUACUUUUUUCAACAGGCUUUGUGCUCUGUGGGAAGAACGUAAAUCUCUUCAUUCUUCACCUUAUUGUUUCUGCUCAAUCCUCUAAGUCGUCUGAUGUGGUUGCUACUAUUUCUGGAAAUCAGUUCAGGCCUAAGCAAAAGCCUCUCUGUACUCACUGCGGUAUGUAUGGUCAUACUGUCAAUAAGUGUUACAAAUUACAUGGCUAUCCUCCUGGAUAUCGCCGCAAUCAGAGAAUUUCAGACACCAAGACGAUCUCUGUUAGCCCGAGGCCUCCUCCCAGCAAGAGCAUUGUUGCUGCUGUUCGAACCGACUCAGGUCUGCAUAAUUCUAACAAUUCAUUUUCUGAAAAUGAUUUGUUCUCUCCUCAGCAGUUACAAAAACUAUACCAUAUGCUUGGAGAACGUUUGAACAUGAAUUCAGCUCCCUCAGUCUCGGCAUCUGGUGCUCCUGAUAAGUCUGGAUCAUACUCGAAGUUACAUGAUUGGGAAGGCUAGUCUUCAUCACAAUCUAUACCUCUUGGAUACUAGCUUCAAGCCUUUUUCAAUUUCAGAUACUUCACAUCAUGUUUCUUCUGUUUCUUUUUCUUGUAAUGCCAUUGUUGUAGAUGCUCAUCUUUGGCAUCAACGCCUUGGACAUCCUUCUAAUAUGAAAAUUAAGAUGUUAUCCCCUA
This is a messenger RNA of Tarenaya hassleriana, 757 nucleotides long. RefSeq lists its product as uncharacterized. The record is from RefSeq and is a predicted model, not a curated record. The coding region runs from base 21 to 581 and encodes 186 amino acids. NCBI's taxonomy places the organism in Eukaryota, Viridiplantae, Streptophyta, Magnoliopsida, Brassicales, Cleomaceae. The transcript is spliced from 3 exons.